UUUAAGCUUCUCUCCUUCUCUCUCCUGUGUCUCUCUUUUACUAGUUCUCUGGUUUUUUUUUAAGAGGGAGAGUGAUGGAGUUUGAAUGUUGACCAGUUCCAACGAUCGCAUGGCCGAGAUUUGUUACGAGAACGAGUCAGGGAUGAUGAAAACGACGUCCACGGUGGUUAAGAAGACGACGCCGACGACGAAGAAGCGAGAACGGAGCUCUUCUCAAGCAGCGAGGAGACGGAGAAUGGAGAUCCGACGGUUUAAGUUUGUCUCCGGCGGCGAACAAGACGACGUAUUCGUCGACGGCGAGGUUCAGAAGCGGAGGAGACGAGAAUCAGCCGUCGCGUCCGCCGUGAUCUACGAGCUAGCGAAGACCGAAACGGCGAAGGAGGUUGUCGUUUUAUGCGAGUCUCUGAGUUCUACUGUGGUGGCAUUGCCUGAUCCAGAGGCUUAUCCUAAAUACGGCGUCGCUUCAGUCUGCGGAAGAAGACGGGAAAUGGAAGACGCCGUUGCUGUGCAUCCGUUUUUCUUCCGUCAACAAACGGAAUAUUCCUCCUCUUCCGGGUUUCUCUACUGCGGCGUUUACGAUGGCCAUGGCUGUUCUCAUGUUGCGAUGAGAUGUAGAGAGAGGCUGCACGAGCUUGUGCGGGAGGAGUUUGAGGCUGAUGCUGACUGGGAAAUGUCAUUGGCGCGUAGCUUCACGCGCAUGGACUUGGAGGUCGUGGCGUUGAACGCCGGUGGUGCGGCGAGUUGCCGGUGCGAGCUUCAGAGGCCCAACUGCGACGCCGUGGGAUCUACGGCGGUUGUGUCCGUCCUCACGCCGGAGAAAAUCGUCGUGGCGAACUGUGGAGAUUCCCGUGCCGUUCUCUGCCGUAACGGAAAACCCAUUGCUUUGUCUUCCGAUCAUAAGCCGGACCGUCCGGACGAGCUAGACCGGAUUCAAGCAGCGGGUGGUCGGGUUAUCUACUGGGAUGGCCCACGUGUCCUCGGAGUACUUGCAAUGUCACGAGCCAUAGGUGAUAACUAUUUGAAGCCGUACGUUAUCAGCAAACCGGAAGUAACCGUAACGGACCGGGUCAACGAAGACGAUUUCCUUAUACUAGCAAGCGACGGUCUUUGGGACGUUGUCUCAAACGAAACUGCAUGCAACGUCGUUCGGAUGUGUUUGAGAGGAAAAGUCAACAGUCAAUUACCAGCUUCACCGGAAAGGGAUGUUGCCGGCGCCGGAAAUGUGGUGGUCGGAGGAGGAGAGAUGCCGGAUAAAGCGUGUGAGGAAGCGUCUAUUUUGCUGACGAGGCUUGCACUGGCUAGACAAAGUUCUGACAACGUAAGUGUUGUAGUGGUUGAUCUUCGAAGAGACGCGUAGUUGUUUCUUGUCUCUCUCUCUCUUGCGCGCAAUGUUUGUUUUUUGUCCUGAGUCGUCGACUUUUGGGCUUUCUCUUUUAACAUUUUCUUUUUGCUCUUCGUUGUAAGACGAAGGGUUUUAAUUUUAGCUUGACUUUGGGUAUGGUCACUGUGUAAGUGAAUAGCGGUUUAGAUCUUAA
Eutrema salsugineum is the source of this 1535-nucleotide messenger RNA. RefSeq names its product probable protein phosphatase 2C 78. The record is from RefSeq and is a predicted model, not a curated record. The transcript is spliced from 4 exons. Gene Ontology annotation, molecular function: protein serine/threonine phosphatase activity. Gene Ontology annotation, biological process: protein dephosphorylation. Gene Ontology annotation, cellular component: cytosol; nucleus. Lineage: Eukaryota; Viridiplantae; Streptophyta; Magnoliopsida; Brassicales; Brassicaceae. Bases 86 to 1357 code for a protein of 423 amino acids.